Messenger RNA from Phlebotomus papatasi, 777 nucleotides. RefSeq lists its product as uncharacterized. The coding region runs from base 1 to 777 and encodes 258 amino acids. The record is from RefSeq and is a predicted model, not a curated record. Lineage: Eukaryota; Metazoa; Arthropoda; Insecta; Diptera; Psychodidae. The transcript is spliced from 3 exons.
AUGGACAGAAUUCAGAUUUUACAAUCAGCAAUCCUGUACAACGAGGGAGAUAAUACAGAGAGUGAUGUAAUACAUGAGUUCCUGAGCGAGGAUGAAGAUUUUUUUUCGCAAGAUGAAGAGGAGAUAGUGGAGUAUUUGGAAGAGGAGUUUUUGGAUGAAGCUGGAGAUAUGCCCGAGCUGGAUGAGUUCCUAAAGUCUGAGGAAUCCAUGGAUUGUGAUCAGGGCAGGACAGCUUCUGUGAUCCAUCAAAAUCCUGCGUAUUCUGCAAAUAAUGCUGAAGUAGAGUCAGAAUUUUAUACAAAGUGCAAGGGUGGCAGUUUGUGGAGUAAGAAACCUUUUCUGCUGUCUAAAAAGGUUCCUGCACACAAUAAGAUUCGUGGUCCAGUAAACAAAUUCGUUCUUCCACCAGGUAUUGUAGAGCCGGAUGAUUUUCUCAUUUUGUUUUUGAAGGACAUCAUUCCAAUAGUUAUCCUUCACACUAAUGCUUACGGAGAAAAAUAUUACGCUGAAAAGGACAAGAAAAACCAGUGGAAACCAGUGGAUGAGAAAGAAAUGAAAGCUUUCAUCGGUAUUUUAUUUCUGAGUGCAGCUUUCAACUUGGAGUCGCGGCCGAUUCAAAUGAUCUGGGAUCAGUCUUAUGGAGUGAAUGUGAUCCUAGCCACAAUGUCACGAAAUCGCUUCCAAGAAAUCAUGCAAUUCCUGCGAUUUGAUGACCGGGACUCACGCUCUACAAGAAAGGAAAAAGACAAACUGGCGCCUUCGACGAGCAACUGGUGA